CACAGAACACAGUACCGGGGUUCUAUCCAAAACUCUCCCCUCUGUGCUCUACUCACUGAACCCAACCUCCACCAAUGGCGUCCUCCAUUUCCGCCUCCCAACACCUCCUUCCCUCUUUCUCCUCACCCAUCACCACUAAUCCCGACUCCACCAGGUCUCGGCCGCUCUCCUCUUCCCUCUGGGGUUCACCCAUCAGCGUCAGCAGCUUCUCUUCCACCCUCAAACUCUCCCCCAACUUCCAAACCCGGCGGAGCCUCAGUGUCAUUGCAAUGGCCCCACCCAAACCCGGCGGCAAAGCCAAGAAAGUGGUGGGAAUGAUAAAGCUGGCGCUUGAGGCAGGGAAGGCCACUCCGGCGCCGCCCGUGGGUCCCGCGCUGGGUUCGAAAGGUGUGAACAUCAUGGCUUUCUGUAAGGAUUACAAUGCCAGGACCGCCGACAAGGCCGGUUAUGUCAUUCCCGUCGAGAUCACCGUCUACGAUGAUAAGAGUUUUACUUUCAUUUUGAAGACUCCACCUGCUUCGGUCUUGCUUCUUAAGGCUGCCGGAGCUGAGAAAGGUUCAAAAGACCCACAAUUGGAGAAAGUAGGGACGGUAACUAUUGACCAGCUGCGUACAAUUGCACAAGAGAAGCUGCCAGACUUAAACUGCACAACUAUUGAAUCAGCAAUGAGAAUUAUAGCCGGCACAGCAGCUAAUAUGGGGAUCGAUAUUGACCCUCCUGUUCUCGAAAAGAAAAAGAAGGAAGUUCUGCUGUAGUCCAGUAGUCCUGUUCAACAUUUUGUUUCCUUGCUUAGGCUUUGUUCUUAAAAUGAUAUUUGUAAGCUUUUAGAGGAUCGAUGCAACUCAGAAUGUAAUACCAUCAUUUCUUGUUGCUGGAUGUAAAUUUCUUUAACAAUAUUGCACUGCAUUCUGUAUUAUGAUUCUUAUUCCAAUUUGAACAUAAAAAAACGUAGUUCCCAAUCCAAACCAAUGGUUGUAAUGAUUUUGAUUACGUUUUACUGUUCUGUUCGAACAU
This is a messenger RNA of Argentina anserina (silverweed cinquefoil), 1014 nucleotides long. Its product is annotated as 50S ribosomal protein L11, chloroplastic. The record is from RefSeq and is a predicted model, not a curated record. The transcript has 4 exons. Gene Ontology annotation, cellular component: ribosome; mitochondrial large ribosomal subunit. Gene Ontology annotation, biological process: translation. Gene Ontology annotation, molecular function: large ribosomal subunit rRNA binding; structural constituent of ribosome. The coding region runs from base 75 to 755 and encodes 226 amino acids. NCBI's taxonomy places the organism in Eukaryota, Viridiplantae, Streptophyta, Magnoliopsida, Rosales, Rosaceae.